GGAGUUUGAUGGCAAACUAGCACAACGGCACGAGCCGGUCGAUCCGUACCUCCCAGGAACAGGCCAAAGAGACCGUGUCUUUUGAUCCAAACGGCGCGAAUCGAUGACCGUAAUACACGCAAUUGUUUCGGGAAGCUCGAGUUCCUCUGCUACAUCUCAGCGAACUUCCCUCUGGGGAUCCCAUUUGUGCCAAUGCUUGAUGCUGAUUAAAUAGUUGAAUUGCUCGAAACGUCAAAACCAAACUCCAUUAGAAUAACAGUCAAACUACUAGAGCCAGCGGAGAACCAAGCAAAAUAAACUGAUAAUCUGGCUCCUAAAGUUUGUAAUACGUUAUUGGUAAAUCCGAAGCCAAAUUCACCUGCGGUUAAAGAGAUCGCGGUUAAAGAGAAAGUCAGAUCCGCGGGUAUUACAAACAAAGUUUAGCCUUCAUCACGUGGAAACGUUUAACUAACUUAAUUGAUACCAUUAGUCAGCGGCUCUUUGCUCUGCGACGGCGAGUAAGGAGGUUAGUUAUCCUCCUGGGAGAGGUUCUUCUCCUUUCCUCCAACGGGUUAUUAUAACUACCUAGCUUCGGAAGUACUGUAUUUAGUUUGCCUGCCUGACCGUGCGUUGAUACAAACGAUACACCCGCAACUAAACCUCCCAGGAGAGAGAAGGAGGCGAUACAUAAGCCCGAUGCCCGUCGGAGAUCACGGGCAUGGCCCGGGGAUAGUAAUGAAUAUCCCCGGUGCAAACAAGUACUCUGCUUCUCCUGGUCUUAUUCUCUCAUGCUAACAAUCUUUUCUGAGACGUUGCUAAUUUUGGGCGAGUAUAUAACUUGGAUAAAACCUGUACCUGUAAGUAUUGCCUUCAUAUUCUUUUUCCCGUCUGUCAUUUCUUACUUGUCGUUUCCUCGCCUUUGCUGAGUGCGCUUGGGCUAUAAAUCCUCCAUACAACUUGACAAUCAUGCUGUCAGAGUCACUUGAGUUCUAUGGCAAGGGCUCACGGGCGAUGCUAAGCAUAGGUUUAGCCCGUGUGUACCAACAUAUACAAGCAAUUGGACAUCGAUGGUUAUACCAGGCGACCCCAUCGCCGAAGAAUGUGGUAGUUCUUGGUGGCUCAUAUGCCGGCAUCCACCUUGCCCAGCGACUGACAGAGACGUUGCCAACUGGCUAUCGGGCGGUUUUGAUUAAAAAAAACUCGCAUUUUAACCAUCUUUAUGUAUUCCCAAGGUUCGGGGUGGUCCCGGGAAUGGAGCAGUCAGCUUUCAUUCCAUGCACCGGAAUUGCUAGCCACGCACCUGCUGGUAUCUUUCAGCAUGUUCAAGACUCCGCAACGAAUGUUACAGGAAAUACGAUCGAACUGGCGUCGGGCAGAAGCAUUAACUAUGAGUAUCUUGCUAUUGCAACGGGAUCCCAUCAACCCCCACCGGCAAGGAUGAAGUCUAAAGAUAAGGAAGAUGCAUGUGCUGAAAUGCGUGUGAUCCAGAAACAAGUUCAGAAUGCGAAAAGAAUUGCAGUGAUAGGAGGAGGUCCUGUGGGAGUUCAAGUUGCAACUGAUAUCAAGAGUUUCUUUCCGGCUAAGAGUGUUACCCUAAUUCAUUCACGGCAUCAACUCUUGCCAAACUUUGGUCCUCGUUUACACGGGCAUAUUCUGCAGAGUCUUGACCGGUUAAAUAUUAAGAGCAUAUUGGGUGAACGACCACAGAGCACCACAGAAGCAGUUGAUGGGACUGCCCCAAUUAGUCAGGAGUUGUCGCUGCGGUUUAAGAUUGGCUCUGAAGAGAUAUAUGAUUUGGUGGUAAGGAACCCUGCGAAACCUAGGGAUUUAUCCACUGCCCUUUUCUGAAUUUUAUGUAUCACACCUUGGACUGUAGACACUUAUCGCUAAACUAAACCUCGUACUCUAGAUCCGCUGCACGGGACAACUCCCAAACUCAAACAUCCUCUCGAAAUGCUUUCCGUCCGCCAUAUGUAAAGAAACCGGCCAGAUCCUCGUUCAUUUAAUUCUGCAGGUCAACAACAGUCUUGAAAUUGAAAACAAACACAUUUUUCCACUGGGAGAUGUCGCCAAAACCAAUGGUCCACGGAUGGGCCGGGCUUGCCAAUCCCAGGCAGAAAUAGUCGCGUCAAAUAUUCUAACACUAAUCAAAAGCCAGGACCAACUUGUUACAUACCGUCCAUCUAUCGUUGAUAGAGUAAUCAAGUUAACACUUGGAAAGGUAAGAGUCAUGUAUUUCUGGCUCAGUUCUACCUCCACCUCGUGUAUCUACUAACCCUUCGGCUCCACGGUAGAACGACUACGUCUGGUAUGUGAAAGAUGACAAUGGCCGCGAACUGAUGUUGACAGGCAAAUGUGGUGGUACUGACCUCAGC
Molecule: messenger RNA, 2354 nt
Organism: Trichophyton rubrum CBS 118892
Lineage: Eukaryota; Fungi; Ascomycota; Eurotiomycetes; Onygenales; Arthrodermataceae
Exons: 1
Coding region: 946-1827 (293 amino acids)
Cellular component (GO): cytoplasm
Molecular function (GO): electron-transferring-flavoprotein dehydrogenase activity; flavin adenine dinucleotide binding
Source: RefSeq, a predicted model, not a curated record